AUGGAUGGAUCUGAAGCGAGCAUACGGCACAUGGAGACGACCGCGAGCGGGGCCAUGGAGGACGGCGAAAAGGCGGCGUUGAACACGAGCUCGGAGCCCAGUCGCAACCCCUUUCGCCAGUCUCUGUCUACCGAGCCUCACUUGAUGCCCUCUCCUCCGGCGGACUCGACGCUAAACUCCGAUAUCGCAAAUACCAUUGCGGCGGAGGAGACUGACGACCAUGCCAAGAGCGCCACAGCGGUCGCGGGCCACGCCCAGGCACACUCUUGUCCGGCCGUGUAUACCACAGAGGCUAUGCAGGAACCAGGCGAAGUAGCACAGCCCUCCUCGAUCCAGGGGCACACUACAACCACGCCCACGACCUCGGACUUCAUUGUCGAACGCAGCCAGGUCGACAUUCCUGCCACCGUGCCCACCACCUCUGUGUCUGCCGUCAACAUCCCCGCCGAACCCGAAAAGAUGCACUAUCUCGACGUCCAGGGAGGCUCCAGCAACACGCCGUCCGACGUGGACUUUACAAGCUCCAUUCGAAACUCGAUCCAUUCCUUCACAUCGUUCCAACCCAACCCCGCAAACAGAGCCAGCUAUAUUGGAGACGGCCAUGUGGAGGAGCUGGGUCUGCCAGAGGCUGGCAAUUCAGACAGUGCCCUGGCUCCCCUGACAGUCAGGUCACCAGUCAGAUCGCCUAUCCUGAAGUCUGCUUCUCCUCCUCCUCAGAAUAUCAUCCCAGCACCGCUCACCUUCAACCCACCAAAGGACAAUAUCACGUUCCAGGUCAAGGUCAUCAAGUGGAGAACACCAGCCAACUACCUGGUCAAAACACCCAUCAUCCUCCAGGACGAAAACGGCCCGUGUCCCUUCAUCGCACUGGUCAACACCCUCGUUUUCACCGAGGCCAUGUCUCCCAUCCCUCCAGGCCCCGGAAGACCACUUUCUGCUCUUUUGGAGAACAAAGAGAUGGUGAGCAAAAACCUGCUACUGGAUCAUCUCGGACAGUGGCUCCUCAGUAUCGGCAGCCGCCAAAGCGGACCUCAUAUCAACCCAGACGAUCUCAACACCUGUCUACGACUUUUGCCAGAACUAUACUCCGGUCUCAACAUCAACCCUCGGUUCGACGGCACGUUUGAAGAAGGGCCCGAGCUGGCUCUCUUCAGAGCCUUUGAGGUGGAUGUAGUGCAUGGAUGGAUCGCAGACCCCAAGGAGCCGUACCAUGACGAUGUAAUGGAGGUGGGAUCAUACGAUGCAGCCCAACUAUUACAGAUCGAGGUUACCGAAGACGGAAAGAUGAAACAAAGGGAACGAGAGGUACUGCAUCGACAACUGGCAGCCACGUUCGACUUCAUGGACGAGAACCCCUCACAGCUGACCACCUACGGUAUCCGGUACAUUGAGGAGAUCCUGGUUCCUGGUUCUGUGUGUGUCUUCUUCAGGAACAACCACUUUGCCACUCUGUACAAACAGCCAACCUCAGGGCGUCUCUUUAGUCUCGUGACAGACAGAGAGCUGUGUGGACGGAACGGAAUUGUGUGGAUUUCGCUGGAGGGAACUUCGGGAACAGACGAUACCUUUUACACCGGAGGCUUUGAUUUGGUACAAAUGAUGACAGACCAGGAACAGGAAGAGUCGAGAAGAAGAGCCCACCAAACAGUCGAGGCCACCAACGACUUCCAUCUCGCCAAGCAGAUCCAGGAGCAGGACGACGCCGAGUACGCCAGACAGAUUCAGGAAGAAGACCAACAGCGUCGACGACCCCAGCAGACAACCACUAGCACGGCAGGUACGACUGCUCGACGACAGCAGCAGCAGACCCGAAGCGGCAAGGCCACUAAAAGCAGACCCGAUAAGACCAAAGGAAAAAAAUCCAAAGAUGGCAAGGAUAAAAAGUGUGUCGUGAUGUGA
Yarrowia lipolytica CLIB122 is the source of this 1899-nucleotide messenger RNA. RefSeq lists its product as uncharacterized. Lineage: Eukaryota; Fungi; Ascomycota; Dipodascomycetes; Dipodascales. Gene Ontology annotation, molecular function: K48-linked deubiquitinase activity; cysteine-type deubiquitinase activity; cysteine-type carboxypeptidase activity. Gene Ontology annotation, biological process: protein K48-linked deubiquitination. The record is from RefSeq and is a predicted model, not a curated record. Gene Ontology annotation, cellular component: cell periphery; cytosol.